AUGGCCCCUGAGGCGCCUGAUCCUCAAAGCUUGAAGUCAUGGGAGGAUGCAUUCCAAUACCCAAUUCCUACGGUGCGCCGUGUGGAGCAGGAGCUGCGUCGGGACAUAAUGAGCAAUAAGGAGAAGCUCCGAGCUCUCGUGGGUACCCGAUAUCGUGACUUAGUCGGAACCGCCGAGACAAUCGUGGCCAUGAACAGAGACAUUCAAGAUGUGGAAUCCAUUCUGGCCGAUGUUGGACGCCGGUGCAACCCCCGACUUAUAGAAAGGAAACAUGUUCAUGUCCGGCAGAUAAAGAUAGGUGAUGCUGAGAAGGGUACGCCAUCCAAUUCUGGGGGAAACUGGGGAUCUAUAGCUGAUGUUGUGAGCAUAGAUGCAGAGAAGCAUGCGUUUGGAGCACAGCUUUCUCUCCUCCACCGCUGUACUACCUCUAUAAGCCGGCUUUUGCGACGUCGCAGCUCGCUCCUCUUGGUUGCAAAGAUUCUCGUUGUUUCCCGGUCACUACACAAUACAUUAUCGCGACACGAGCCACUUCCCCCAUUCAUUGAUGAUCUCUGGAAUCAAUUAGCCUCUCUCCGGCGAACACUCCGCAAACGAAUUGAUAAACGCCUUGCAUCAACCAACGCCACAGAAGAUAAUAUCAUUGACUCUCUGGCCGCCUAUUGCCUCGCAACGAGCUCUUCUUCAGAUGAUGCGAUUGAUCAUUUUCACCAGGUGCGCUUAGACGUCAUUGUCAGCCAGUUGGAUGUGUCUCCUGAGAACAUCCCCAGAGCCCUCCAGCUGUUUGUCCGGACACUUCAGGCAUCAAAGGCUUUGCGAUCUCGUCAAUUUCCAGAUGUGCUCUUGAAGCUUAAAGCUCGACCUCUCCUCGCCGACCCAGAGAUCCAGGGUCUAGACGGGCUGGAGGUUGAGGUUCUUGGCCGCUGGGUAGCUCCCGAGGUCAAAAAUUUCACUCCUUGGAUCAAGCUCAGCGAGCUGAACAGAACCGAGGGUGUGGAAUCAACCAAGGAAUGGUCACUCCAAGCUUUCAGGAAGUUCUCCGAAGGUUGCCAAAAGAGCUUGGCCCAGAGCACCGAAUUCUCCGAACUUGUCUCGCUCCGUUCAGAGACUGUAGAAUUGUGGCUAUCAUCCUGGGGCUCGACCAUUAUCCACAGCUCAGUGGAUGUCCUCGAAAGUCUCCGAAAUAUCUUCAAUGACCAGCUUGCCAGGAUCCUGAAGGUGAAAGCACAAAGCCUUGGCGAAGUCGGCACUCAAGUUUUAUCCAUAAUAUCGAACUGGGAGAAGACCGAACAUAACCCCGUUGGAUCUCUGUGGGAUGCCGAUCUGAUUACCGCCGAAUACUCGAACGGCGCACAGACAUUCAAAAAAACCGUCGCAGACAGAUUAUUGGGUCGUGACGAAGACAUCUCUACCGUUCUUAUGAAGUAUCAAGCAUGGCUUAGCUCAGUCCAAGAAGUCAACGAAUCCAUCGACUCUCUGCGCCGCACGCGAUGGACCGACGUUCUCGUCGGAGGCGAAGUCGAAGAUGAAGAUAUCGACAUCACACCCCGGCUCAAUGAGGAUGACCCCCGAUACCUAUCCGAUUCUCUCCACUCCGCCGUUUGCGACGCAUUCACCAGUCUCCAGACAUCAUUUAGCAGCGCGUUCAAGUCAUUUGACUCCUUGCACUCGAGCGAAAAAGCCACUUUUCUACUGAGGCUCAUACGACUCGUCCGGCGGGACAUCCCCUCCGGCUUUGUAUCUGGAGAUUUUACCUUCUCGAGCGAAAUCGUCCCUGAUCUACAGAAGCUGCUUGCAGCAGAAGUAGUUGCCAAGGUUGGGUCGUUGAGCUUGAUCCCAUCACCGAAGAGCAACCCCCAAACAGGCAAGGUUAAGAUCGUACCCGGAAGAUCGCUCUGGGAGGGCGAGCCUGCUAUACCGGUUCAGCCCUCGGCGUCGAGCUUCAAGCUUCUGCGCCGUCUCACUUCCGCGAUGGAUACCUGCGGAUUGGACUUGUGGGAUCCAUCCACGGUGCAGGCAUUGAAGCAGGAAUUGAAACUGAAACUUGAGGCAAAUAUCUCAUCUGCUCUAGAUGAUCUCGAUAGUGAAGAUUCUGCUAGCAAGGCUGAGACCAAGGAUGAACAAGCCACUACCAACGGAGAUACGGACAAGGAAGACGAGGUUUCGGAGAAAUCAGAGACACAAAACCCAGGUCCAGAUCAAGUUGACGGUCUGCGCGACUGGAAGGUUCAGCUUUUCUUCGAUUCUCUGUACCUGUCUCAGAUGCUCGGCGAGCGGAAUCAGCUGUCUGGUGUCGUCAAGCGUGCUCAACAGAGCUCUGGGUCUAGUGCGGAGACUGUCAAGACCAUCAACAAGCUUGCAACUGAAUAUUGGACUCGGACAGAGCUGCUGUUUGGUCUCUUGGCAAGACACUAA
Penicillium coprophilum is the source of this 2412-nucleotide messenger RNA. Its product is annotated as COG1/VPS51 family protein. Lineage: Eukaryota; Fungi; Ascomycota; Eurotiomycetes; Eurotiales; Aspergillaceae. Gene Ontology annotation, cellular component: Golgi apparatus; COG complex. The record is from RefSeq and is a predicted model, not a curated record. The transcript has 2 exons. Bases 1 to 2412 code for a protein of 803 amino acids. Gene Ontology annotation, biological process: intra-Golgi vesicle-mediated transport.